AUGGACGCAAAGGGUAAAGAAAGAGGCAUCCUGAAGUUGGAGCCGCGGCCACGGAUCGUCGUGGAAGCCCGCUCUGAGCUGACUCCACAGGGUUCCUGCGAGCACGCGCCGGUGUCGCCGCAGCCAUCGGUGGACCGCCUGUCGGUGACCUGGGCCGACCCCGGCAGCAUGACGUCUUCGGGAGUCAACCUGUUCCACCUGCCUUCGGACACCCCUCUCAGCAAUGAGGUCAAGUUCUCACCAACUGCUGGAGAGGGUUCCGAGGAUGAGGACUACUCCGCCAGCCUGAGCGCCGUGCUGCGCCAGCGACGCGCCAGCGUGCGUCGCUCUCGGAAGGGCCGCGCCCGCCGCCCCUCGUCCCCCUUCCUGGCCGACGAGACCAGGCCCAGAAGGAGGUCCUCUGUCUUCACCACCAGCUCCGGCGACACAGCAAUAUCCAUGGAAGAGAGUCAGCCAGCAGUGGUGACGCAGGAGCAGAUCUUCGAAAACAUUCACCUGCACAAGGAGGUGCUGGGCUCCGUCAAGCAGCAGCCCCUCGGCAUGAGGAGGAAGCUGAAGAUUGUCCACCAGGCAAAGGCCUACAUCAAGAGGCACGAGGGCCAGUUGCAGGAAAGACUGGCACAGUCGAAGAGCACCAGAGACAUCUACGCGCGGUUUAAUAUUUUAUUGGCAACAAAAUGGCAACAAAUGAAGCGCGAGGCAGCGAACACAUCUAACCUGCUGAUACCUUGGGAGCUGCGCAUCAAGGAGAUCGAGUCGCACUUCGGCUCCGUGGUGGCAUCGUACUUCACCUUCCUACGUUGGCUGUUCUGGGUCAACCUGGUCAUCGGCUUCAUCCUGCUCGUAUUCGUUAUUGUGCCUGAAUACCUCACCGCGAACCCAAAACAAGACGGCGAGCGAAAAGUCAUCAUGGAAGAGGAGCGUAGCAACGCCACCAACCUUCUGAUGUUGUGGGAGUUCGAGGGUGUGCUCAAGUUUUCUCCAAUAUUCUACGGGUACUACAGCAACGUGGAGCGGCCCCAGUACAGGAUGCCUCUCGCCUACUUUUUGACGGGACUCGCCGUGUACAUUUACAGCUUCGUUGCCAUAUUGAGGAAGAUGGCAGAAAACUCACGUAUGUCUAAGCUUUCUGAAAAAGAGGACGAGUGCAUAUUCUCGUGGAAGCUGUUCACCGGAUGGGACUUCAUGAUUGGGAACACAGAGACGGCUCACAACCGGAUAGCGUCCGUCAUACUGGGUUUCAAAGAGGCACUACUUGAGGAGGCUGAGAAAAAGAAGGAUUUGAGGAAUUGGCGUAUCAUAUCCUUGCGAGCGAUCGUCAACAUCUGCGUAGUGAUAUUACUCGCUGUGUCAGCGUAUGCAGUAGUCACAGUGGUGUCUCGCUCCGAUGACAACUCCAAGCCAAGAAGUUGGUGGCGUGAGAACGAGACGACAGUUGUCGUCACCGUCAUAUCUAUAACUUUUCCUGUAUUCUUCGAGCUCCUCGGCUUUUUGGAGCAUUACCACCCAAGAAAACAACUCAGACUACAAUUAGCCAGAAUUAUGCUGUUGAACUUGCUCAAUUUAUAUUCUUUAAUUUUUGCAUUAUUCAGUAAAAUUGAAGGGAUGAGUGAUGAACUAAAUGCACUCAAGCCAGUUGUCAAUAUGACUGUUAAUACAACUGCCAACAAUACAAUGAAUAUAACUGAAGCGUGGGUUUCCAAUCUACCCACAUCGUGUUCUGAGGAAAGAGUAUCAUGUGAUCCAUGUAAUGCCCUUCCAAUAUUAUCUGUCAAUCUAAUGACUAAUGAAGUAACCCCUCGCAGCAGUGAAACUGUUAAACCCACGUACAGUUCUAACAAAGCUUCCACGUAUGAUGUCCAAAUUCUUAAUAAGGAUUCUAAAAUUCCGUUUGUAUCUGAGAAACUAAGAACAAAAUUACUUGCAGAAAACUUAGUAGAAGGCGUAAUAACAAGUACAGACGACAUUGAAUCGAAUACUCUAAGUAGUAUUUUAAUAAUAAGAAAACAAUUAGCACUAAUAAGAAACAUUAGUGAAAUGAAUAAUGAUGUAGACGUAAGUGACCCUGUUACAGAGGCGUAUGAUGACGAUGAAUAUUCUAAUGAUUUGGAUGAAACCACUUUUAGUGAGUCCACAUCCAAUAAUUUAAUUUAUAAUGCUACUUUAUACGAUGAUUUUAAUUCAACACUUCCCUACGCAAAUACUACUUCAAGUGACCAAAGCGAAACAAGUGUCACGUUCAGUGAUUAUGAACCGAACACAAAAAUGUCAACAUCAGUUUUCGAUGAAAAUGGCACAGAAAAUACUUCAGAUGAAUAUCCCACUGAAAGUGAGUUCAUUGAUACCUCUCCUACUUACAUUAAUACUGAUACGACAUAUAUUAGCGAAUCUACAUCAUUGACAGAAACUGAAAAGCCUUAUACAGAUCACUAUUCAUCACCAAGAUUUUAUGAUGUAACAAACACUGCCACAGCGGAUGAUGACAGCACUACAAUAUCGACAUUUAUUCCAGAAAGCACAAAACCAAGCCAUGAAAUUUCAAUUAAGACUACAACACUGGAAACAGAAGCAAACUGUCCAAGCUUUUUCAAUUGUACUAUGAAUUGUGGAGGUCUCAAUAUAACACAAGUAUUUUUCAUAGCUAACUGUAAAGUUGUGGAAAAACGAUGCUAUGUUACAAAAUGUGAUGAUUCAAGGGUAUCAGAAAUUGAUAAAAUCAAUGAGACAGCUGUUGAUAUUGCUUACAUGGAUGAUCAUGAUAGAAAAAUGUAUAACUUAACUACCGCUACCAAGAAGAAACUGCUUAAACUGUGCUGGGAAACCAUGUUUGGACAAGAAUUAGUCAAGCUCACAAUGAUGGAUUUGGUAUUCGUCUUAUUGGGUACACUUUUCAUGGAUUUCUUUAGAGCUCUUUUUGUUAGAUAUAUGAAUCGAUGUUGGUGUUGGGACUUAGAGAAAAAGUUUCCUGAAUAUGGUGAUUUCAAAAUCGCUGAAAACAUAUUGCACCUGAUCAAUAAUCAAGGCAUGGUUUGGAUGGGCAUGUUCUUUUCACCGGGUCUUGUCGUGUUGAAUGUAGUCAAGUUGAUGAUAAUGAUGUACCUUCGAUCUUGGGCUGUGAUGACGUGCAAUGUUCCACAUGAAGUAGUUUUUAGAGUUUCAAAAAGCAAUAACUUUUAUUUAGCUCUUUUGCUCACCAUGCUCUUUUUAUGUGUCUUGCCCGUUGGAUAUACUAUUGUAUGGGUACGACCUUCAUGGCAUUGCGGACCAUUUUCUGAAUAUGAGAAAAUAUACUAUAUUUUAACUAACAAUAUUUAUAAAAUUCUUCCCAAAUCACUCAAUUUUGCCUUAGAAUACAUAGCAUCUCCUGCUAUAGUCAUUCCAUUAUUGGUUCUGCUGAUACUUAUAAUUUACUACUUAACUUCUCUUACUAAUUCAUUACGAGAAGCAAAUAAUGAUUUGAAGAUACAAUUGCGUCGGGAAAGGACGGAAGAAAGACGGAAAAUGUUCCAAUUAGCAGAUACUAGAAGGCGCGUAGGCUCGUCAGCAAUGGACAACACACCAUUUGCUAGAUGGAAAAAAGCUCUCCCUACUUUACCAAUAAGCAAGUCGAUAGAUUCUGAUGAUAGAAAGACUAUAACUGCCGACGACAAUAGUGAACCGUCAAAAGCCAUUAAGAAAAGAGGCGGAAUAUUUGCGAAAAUUGUUGGCUUGGCGUUGGAUAAAAAAACGGACGUGGAAACAGUUCCUGAGGUAAACAAUGUUUCACAGUCAUCAAAUAACGUGGACGAUGAGACAGAUACAGACUUUCACGAAACUUUACCUAAGGAGGUAUUAAAAAUAAAAGAUAUAAUAUUCAAACAUGUUGAUAAUAAGAAAAAGAGUAAUGUUGAAUUCAACAUUGAUGAUAGUAAACCAAAGUUAGCGGACAAAGGACUUAAGGUUAAGAUAGAAAAAGAAGACGACCGUUCCGAGAAGAAAGCGAACAUUGAGAAGCAGAAACAAGACCUGGUACGCGUUGAUUCUUUACCAACAAGCAAAAAAACCACAGAAGAUGAAUAUAGAGGCAAACACAGGAUGGACAGGAAACAAACAUCAGAAUCUAGCACUCAAUCCAGACAAUCAGACUCCAUUGGUUCCGUUAUUCCUGUGAUAACUAUUAGUACAACAGAGAGCGACGAAGAAACGUUGCAGUCAAAGAAAAGUAAAGGAGCAAUUAAAAAACCUCAUGAUAUAGAAGACUCUAAUAUAGCGAAAGCUUCAGAGACUUUGAAAAGAAUGAAGAAAAGUAGCUCGGAUCUCAAAUCUCUAAGGAGACAGAGCAGUGUCGAAAGCAUCACCGAAAAAAAACUGCCUAAAGAUAAUCACAGUGAAGGAGGUCACAAGUAUCAGUACUCAUUGUAG
Messenger RNA from Ostrinia nubilalis (European corn borer), 4401 nucleotides. It is a transcript of the gene Tmc, whose product is annotated as transmembrane channel-like protein. The coding region runs from base 1 to 4401 and encodes 1466 amino acids. The record is from RefSeq and is a predicted model, not a curated record. NCBI's taxonomy places the organism in Eukaryota, Metazoa, Arthropoda, Insecta, Lepidoptera, Crambidae. The transcript has 14 exons. Gene Ontology annotation, molecular function: mechanosensitive monoatomic ion channel activity. Gene Ontology annotation, cellular component: plasma membrane.